AGCCGCGGAGGAAGGUGUUGUGCACCGAGUCUGCGCGCCUUGCCUCUCUGCGUGGCUCGUCUCGUCUCGAUCGCGCCGCUUCGGCUCUUCGGCCGGCGCGUCGUGCGCCACCCGCGCGGAAGUCCGCCUCGCGCUUCGCGUGUGUGUGUGUGUGCGUGUGCAAGCCAACCUGCUUUUGGAUAUACUGUCGGCCCGUCGCGGCGACAGCGUUUUGUGUCUGUGUGUGUGUGUGUCACGUGACUGUCUUGUGUCAGUGGCGGAGACAGUGACGCGCAGUGCGCGUGUGCGCGCGCGGACCCAGCUCGCCGCGGGACAUGUGCAGCUCGUCACAGGCCUAACGGCGCCGCGGGACGGGGCGGCCUGACGCAGCAGAUAUGCCUUCGUCUCGGUCAGGUCGCCACGACCCGGACGGGCGGCUGCGGUCGCUGCCGCGCCGCCAGCACCACCAGCAGUACCACGGCCAGCACGGCCAGCACGGCCAGCGCGGCGAGCACCACGCCCAGGCGCAGUACGCCGUGGCCGUGCCCGUGUCGGCCUACCAGGAACCCGUCGACGCGCCGCACCACACCUACCAGCUGCCCAGCACCGUCGGCAUCCUGGGCCGGCCCGGCUCGCCCAGCAGUGACAACAACUCGGACGCCACCCUCACCGACUCGGAGCUCGCCCUGGCCAGGGACUCCACGCUGCUCGUCCACAAUGUUGCGGUGACGCCGGCACCGUGCGCUCCGGCAACGUAUGAUCACCACAUCACUGGCGUCACGCAGAUGGGCCGCGCACGCACGCCUUUGGCCCUUUGACCCGUCCGUCGGCUACGCGGCCUCG
Messenger RNA from Thrips palmi, 822 nucleotides. RefSeq lists its product as uncharacterized. Lineage: Eukaryota; Metazoa; Arthropoda; Insecta; Thysanoptera; Thripidae. Bases 375 to 797 code for a protein of 140 amino acids. The transcript is spliced from 4 exons. The record is from RefSeq and is a predicted model, not a curated record.